Molecule: messenger RNA, 2662 nt
Organism: Phycodurus eques (leafy seadragon)
Lineage: Eukaryota; Metazoa; Chordata; Actinopteri; Syngnathiformes; Syngnathidae
Gene: ier5l
Product: immediate early response 5-like
Exons: 1
Coding region: 98-841 (247 amino acids)
Source: RefSeq, a predicted model, not a curated record
GCCCCCCCCCCCACCCCCGCGCCCCCUCCUCGCUUCCGAUGUUCCUUCGCGGAGCUGACUUGAAGCGUCCUCCGCAGUCGGAAAGCGAAUCCCGGUUAUGAUCAACACCAUGGAAUGCGCCGUGGACGCGCAGAGCGUCAUCUCCAUUUCCCUGAUGAAGAUCCACAACUCGAGGACUCAGAGAGGCGGCAUCAAGCUGCACAAAAACCUGCUGGUGUCCUACGUGCUGAGGAACGCCCGGCAGCUGUACGUCAAGGAGAAGUACGCGGAGAUUUACCGGACGCAGCAGUACGAGGAGGCGAUGGCGGUCUGCGACCGGAUCCGGGAGCUGGACCCGCAGGGCGCCCGCGAGACGGCGAGCGCCGCUCCCGGGGACGCCGACGCCCGCAAAGAACCGGAGCGCUGCUACUGCGCGGAGGUCUCCGACGUGGCGCACUGGGAGCAGCUGACGGCCGACGGCAGCGCGUACUGCAGCAAAACCACCGUGCUGGACUUGGACACGCACGUCGUGACCACGGUGGAGAACGGCUACCUCCACCAGGACUGCCGCCGCUGCGACGCGCUCCGAGCCGGCCGGGGCAAGAAGCGCAAGGGGGACUUCGGCCGCUGCUCGUGCGACGUCGAGGACGCGUCGGAGCGCAAACGCGCAAAACGCGAAGAGUACGCGUACGCGCACGCGCACCCGGACUGCGCGGACACCUCCGACAUCUCCAACCUGAUCUCCAUCUUCGGCUCGGGCUUCACGGGGCUGCUGAGCAGGCAGGCGGACUUGGAGCAGAUCUGCAGCAAGCAGGCGCUGGCCAGCCUGGGAGCCUGGACCCGGGCCAUUGUGGCGUUCUGAAGCCCGGGGGAGAUCCACCUGUGACGCGUUUCCCACGCGCAGAAAGAAGCUCUCCUCGUGUAUAUACUUGGCAACAAAAACACACGCGGGCGCUUCUGCAAAUGUUCUGCAGAUGGAGACAUUGGAACCUUUUGGGAGCGUUCCCCACGGCGGGACGUCCGACGGGUCACCCGGCAGCAAAGCAGGAAUGUUCUCUGGAGCUUGACGGGAACCGCGCGAUCGUCACGUACUGAAUUGGCCGAGGCGCGUUGCGCGUUGCGCGUUGCGCGUUGCGCGUUGCGCGUUGCGCGUUGCGCGUUGCGCGUUGCGCGUUGCGCGUUGCGCGUUGCGCGUGUUGUUAGGACUCGCUGGCGCAGGACGCUCGCCGACCCGCAUCGAGACGCGCACGCUUGCUGAAAAACUGCUUCGCAACCGCAAGCAACAGGCGUGAGGUGGACAACCGCGAGGCACGUGCGCAGACAUUUCGGGGGGCGGGUGCUCCAGCCCAUGUGAUUCAAACAAUUAAGAACAAAACAGUCGUGGAAAGGACUCCUUCGACUUGACUCGAUUCGGUUGCGCGUGAUUCAAAUGCAUUCUUGGAAAAGAUUAUUGAAUCAUGUGCAAAUGCAAAUUCAGAACUUUUCUUUCCCCCCCUUUUUCAAGUGUACAUGUUUGAUGUAUGAUGUAUUUAUUGGACACGGGCAAUAAUCCAAACGAUAUUAACAGAGGAAGGAGGUGAAAGGGAGCUACAGCGGACAGACACACCCCCUGCCCAAACGGCGGGUUUUUCCGAUACACAAAAAUCAUUUGAAAACCUUUUCCCACCUGCCCAGGACGCAAAUAAAUGCCCGGCAGAUGAUCAAAACACUUUGGGUCUUUUGUUUUGACGAAUAAAGAAACAAAUGGGCUGCAGCAAAAAGGGCACUUUUUUCAUCCAGGGCAAAAAGGGCGGGCGCUCGGGCACCGCUCGGGCUCUUACGCGUGCACGUGCCCGACGACCCCCAUCGCUGACCACGCGCUCCGGAUAUUUGUAACCUCGGUGUCUCGAACGCAAGCGACGGAGGGAUGAAGAACGAUACCGCCAUACCGAACGACAUCACUCGCACUUUUCCGUUUGCCGCUCGUGGAGCUCCCCCCCCCCCCCCCCCCCCCCCCCCCCCACGAGGUCAGAGGGGGAAGGAAGUUAGUUUUGCAGGAAAGACAGAUAUUUAAACGCUGACGAACGUGUGAGCGCAGGAGUCACGUCCAGGACGCGCACGUGGACGAGCCUGACCGGUGGAUCGACGUCUGUUGCCUUAAACGCAAAUGCGCGCGAUUGCUUGCCAGCUAGCUGUCGUCAGAAAUUGCAAGUUCGACGAAAGUGACCGAACGUCCGCUGUUUUGUCUUCGGCUCACGCGCUUUUUUUCGUUGGUCUCCGAACAUCCUGAGCAGUUUCAUCACGUCGCGGAACAUCCCGCUCGGAAGUCGUCCCGAGGUCCUCGUCGACUGCGAUCCGGCUGCAAUCCCUCGGCGGAGUGCCCGCGAUCCAAUCCCGAUAGGAAACAGUUACACUGGGACUUUGACAUACAGUAUAUCUUGAUUAAGCGUGUUAUUUUAAACAUUCAAGGUCAUACACGAGCCCAAAAUGAGUCCGUCUACUUUGGUUUUGUACAACAAUAAUGUUCGUCCUUUUGUUUUAAAAAGGCCGAGUCAUUAUUUAGCCAUAACCUGAAAAUUCAUGCGUUAGCUUUAUGAGCACUAUGUGUACCAAAAUAAAGAGAGUAUUCUGCCAUUCUCGACAUAUUUUGUUGCUAUUCUUGUAUUUUUGUGCUUCAAAAUUGUAUAUUGCCGGGUAAAACUGU